Closterium sp. NIES-67 is the source of this 1069-nucleotide messenger RNA. The record is from the annotation of a GenBank genome assembly. Lineage: Eukaryota; Viridiplantae; Streptophyta; Zygnematophyceae; Desmidiales; Closteriaceae.
ACAUGUGCAUCGACUACCGAGCUCUCAACAAGCAGACCAUCAAGAACAAGUACCCGAUUCCACGAAUCGAUGAUCUGCUCGACCAGCACGUACGCAGUGGGAGCAGUCUUGAUGCAAGACCAGGGGAAUGGACUGCAACCAAUCGCCUACCUCAGCAAAAAAUACACAAGGCAGAACUCAACUACCCGAUAACAGACAAGGAGGCCCUUGCUAUCAUCAUCGCCUUCAAAACGUGGAGAUGUUAUCUCGAAGGACGCAAAACAACAGUCUACACCGACCAUUGCAGCCUAAAAUAUUUGAAGACGCAACCAAGCCUCUUUAGGCGACAGGUUCGGUGGAUCGACUUCCUCGAGACACACUUCCACUACGACAUCGUGUACAAGCCUGGCCAUAAAAACAAAGCAGACGCGCUUAGCCGGCCUGCACACAUCUGGGUACCAAUUACCCUCCAUUGUGCCAGUUACUACUCGAAGAAUACCACGACGUCCUGUACGCAGGACACUUCGGUAGCAACAAGACGCUCACCGGUAUCGCCAAACACUACUACUGGCCCCAAAGGCAAUGACGUACAGAAAUUCAUCACCUCGUGCACUACAUGUCAGCGGAUGAAGAGCAGCAAGCAGAAAAAGGCGGGACUGCUACAGCCUCUUCCUGUCCCAGAACAGCCAUGGCAAGUGGUCAGCCUAGACUUCAUCACCGGGCUACCAACUACCACAAGCGGUCAUGAUGCGAUCCUCGUCGUCAUCAACAAUUUUCCAAAAUGGGACACAUCCCACACACACGACACCACGCACCGAGGAGACAGCACAACUCUUUACCCUAAGUUCCCAGUAAAUUUGGAAGAACUGAUGUCUCUACUCGGAACCAAACUCGCCAUGUCAUCCGCAUACCAUCCGCAGACAGACGGCAGACCGAGCGUCAACCAAAUUGUGGAGCAACUCCUCCGCGCAGCCUGCAAGGACGAAAUCUCCAAAUGGGACUUGCAUCUGCCCGUCUGGAGUUUGCCUACAACAAUGCUACUCACGCCGCUACUGGACAGACGCCCGUAGUAGCGCGCCUUGAACACAUG